AUGGCGGAAGGACAGUUUAGUGGUGAGUUACUGAUCCGCUGUUCUGGUUCAGAGAAAAACUCGGCCGAGUCGGAUCAGGUCCAAACCAUCCGACACCCCUGUGACCCAGGUGUGCCCAGGAAUGAUGCUGUUUAUGAACUACCUGCACUUUCCAGCCUGGUCAUUCCAGCUUAUGAAGGAGAAACCUGUGAGGGCCACCCACAUGGACAAGGAGUCGCCUCUUUUGUUGGAGGCCACAUGUAUAAGGGCAUGUUUUCCAGAGGAUGCAUGGAUGGACAUGGUGUGUUUACAUGGACAUGCGGCUUAAAAUAUGAGGGAGAAUUUGUUUGGAACUCACUCAUGGGCCAAGGUUUGUACACCUGGCCAGAUGGCAGCUCCUAUAAGGGUGAAGUAUAUUAUGGGAUCCGGCAUGGAACUGGAACCUACAAAAGUGCCACCAGUGUGGUAUACAAAGGCCAGUGGUAUCAGGGCAAAAGGGAAGGAAAGGGUGCAGUUUAUUAUAACCAGGAGAAAACAUCUUGGUACAAAGGAGAUUGGGUGAUGAACAACAGAGAGGGAUGGGGAGAGAGACGCUACCCCUCUGGUAACCUUUACUCAGGUGAGUGGAAGAACAACCAGAGACAUGGAGAGGGAACCAUGAAGUGGCUGAAGCUUGGACAACAGUACCAUGGAACCUGGUAUAAAGGUGUUCGGCAUGGACGAGGCACACAUAUGUGGAUCCUAAGGCGACAGGAUGGAUCCCAGUAUUCCCAGAGCAACCAGUACACAGGGGACUUUUUCCAGGGUGAGAGACAUGGACAAGGAACCUUUCAUUAUGCAGGUGGUGCAAUCUAUGAAGGAGAAUGGAAGAACAACAAAAAGCAUGGGCAGGGAAAAUUCACUUUUAACAAUGGGAAGGUUUUUCAAGGGGAGUUUGUGGACGAUCAGAUGAUAAUUACCAGCCUGAGUGAUGACCGAACUCCCAUAACUCAUGAAUUCUUACCAUUGUCAGGUCCAGGACCAGAUGUGGCUCUCAGCACUGAAUACCUUCUGGAGAAAAUCCCUAAGACAAAACAUGAUGUUGAACAGAAACAGGUGGAGCUCAUGGUGCUGAGACACAACACAGAGCUGAGGUCCAUCUACAGCUUCUACAGCCGACUGGGUCACACACAGUCCCCAGACAACGUCUUCCUGCUGUCCCACCUGCAACUCUGGCGGCUGCUCAGAGACUGCAACGUCCACCAUCACGGUGUCACGCUGACACAAAUCAACCUGUUUAUUAGAGAGGAUGCCAGUUCAACAGAGGUCCACUCCCCUUUUAGCACCAUGCUGUUUCGCAGACUCCUCAGCUGCCUUGUGGUCGUGUCUUAUCACAUUUACCAUAGAGACAUGGAAUCAUCAGAUGAACCUAUUCUGGCAGCCUGCUUCUCCAAACUGAUGACAGACUGCAUCCUUCCUAAUGCCAUGAAUGUAAAAGGUUUUCUGUUCAGGCACUCAGACAGCACUUUGGAGGCUCUGAAAUACAUGGAGAAGAGUUGGGAGAUCUACCAGGCUUACAGUAGGGUCAACGCAGCCCCUCGAGAUGACAAAACCAUGACCUGCCGACACCUGCUGUGGAUGUUCAAGGAUCUCCAUCUGUUUGACAAUAAUCUGACCGCAGCGAGGUUACUGGAGAUCAUCACUGCAGAGAGCCACGACCCCAGCAACCAGUCCUCUUCCCUGGAUCUAGAGAUUACAUUCCUGGAGUUUUUUGAGGCUCUUCUGGGCUGUGCUGAGGUAAAGUGCCAAGAUGAUGUUCAUUCCCCAACUAAAGACAGUCUGGAAACAGAGGCCGUCGAGAAAACUCUACCGACUUUAAAAAGCCCCUCACAAACGGUAACGGCUUCAGCGGACACACCAAGGUUAUCAACUACUUACCAUACUGACAGUGGUCAUCUUGAGGUUGUGGACAAUGAGGCUCAGCCUUCUGGUUAG
Sphaeramia orbicularis (orbiculate cardinalfish) is the source of this 1953-nucleotide messenger RNA. It is a transcript of the gene rsph10b, whose product is annotated as radial spoke head 10 homolog B. Lineage: Eukaryota; Metazoa; Chordata; Actinopteri; Kurtiformes; Apogonidae. Bases 1 to 1953 code for a protein of 650 amino acids. The record is from RefSeq and is a predicted model, not a curated record. The transcript is spliced from 16 exons.